AUGGUAAAAGGAAACAUAAGAAUAGCUAUUGAUAAAGGUGGAACUUUCACAGAUUGUGUGGGGAAUAUUGGUACGGACAAACAAGAACACGACACUGUUAUAAAGCUCUUGUCAGUGGAUCCCAAGAAUUAUCCAGAUGCUCCUCUUGAAGGUAUAAGACGCCUCUUAGAAGUGCUUGAACACAAGACAAUUCCACGUGGUAUUCCUUUAGACAUUUCUAAUGUGAGAAGUUUAAGAAUGGGGACAACUUUAGCUACAAACUGUGCUCUGGAAAGAAAUGGUGAACGUUGUGCCUUCAUUACUACCAAAGGUUUUAAAGAUUCAUUGUUGAUUGGGGACCAAACCAGACCAGACAUCUUCAACCUUAAUAUAAUGAAGGUAGCGCCCUUAUAUGACACGGUAGUUGAAAUAGAUGAAAGGGUUACCUUAGAGGAUUUCUCGGAAGACCCUUAUUUUACCAAGUCAUCUCCUAAUGAACAGGAUGGUAUCGUAGAAGGUAACAGUGGCGAAAUGGUAAGGAUUAUCAAGAAACCAGAUGAGUCAAGCGUAAGGUCUAUUCUACAAGUACUUUAUGCUAGCGGAAUCAAGUCUAUUGCGGUAGCAUUUUUACAUUCAUACACUUUUCCAGACCAUGAAAGACUUAUUGGUAAUAUUGCCAAAAGCAUUGGUUUCUCCCAUGUGUCGCUAUCAUCUGAAGUUUCUCCAAUGAUAAAAUUUUUACCGAGAGCUCAUAGUUCUGUUGCAGACGCCUACCUUACUCCAGUGAUCAAGAAAUAUUUAGAUAGCAUUUCCGCAGGCUUAAACCACGCUGAAGAUACUCAUAUUCAAUUUAUGCAGUCUGACGGUGGCUUAGUGGAUGGAGAAAAAUUUUCUGGUUUGAAAUCAAUAUUAUCUGGGCCUGCAGGUGGUGUAAUAGGUUACUCCAGUACAUGCUUUGAUAAAAAGAAUAACAUACCUUUAAUUGGUUUUGAUAUGGGCGGUACAUCUACUGAUGUCAGUAGGUAUGGUGACGGGAGGCUAGAACAUGUUUUUGAGACCGUUACCGCAGGAAUCAUAAUACAGUCUCCUCAACUUGAUAUCCAUACAGUAGCCGCUGGAGGAAGUUCUAUUUUAUCAUGGAAGAAUGGCUUAUUUAAGGUGGGCCCUGAUUCAGCAACUGCAGAUCCAGGUCCUGCAGCCUAUAGAAAAGGCGGGCCUUUAACUAUCACAGACGCUAAUCUCUUUCUAGGCCGUUUAGUUCCCGAGUUCUUCCCUAAAAUUUUUGGGCCCAAUGAGGACGAAUCACUUGAUUUGAAAACCACUACUUCGAAAUUUGAAGAAUUGACUAGUAUCAUCAAUAAGGAUCUCAGUUCAAAUUUAACUAUGGAAGAGGUUGCCUAUGGUUUUAUAAAAGUAGCCAAUGAAUGUAUGGCAAGACCAGUGAGGGCUAUUACCGAAGCAAAAGGGCACGUAGUAUCUCAACAUCGGCUAGUCUCUUUUGGUGGAGCUGGUGGACAACACGCUAUAGCUGUUGCCGAUUCAUUGGGCAUUGAUACUGUUUUAAUACAUAGAUAUUCUUCUAUUUUGUCCGCUUACGGUAUAUUUUUAGCAGAUGUUAUUGAAGAAAACCAAGAACCUUGCUCAUUUAUCUUGAGUGACCCAGAGACCAUCUUGAAGGUUAAAGAGAGAUUUUCAGAACUUUCUAAAAAUUCAAUUGAAAAUCUUUUGUCUCAGUCGUUUUCUCAAGAAGAUAUAGUCUUAGAAAAAUACUUAAAUCUGAGAUAUGAGGGUACUGAAACCAGUUUGAUGAUAUUACAAAAAUAUGAUGAUGAUUGGAAUUUUACAAAAUGGUUCUCUAAAGCUCAUAAAAGAGAGUUUGGAUUUUCGUUCGAUGAUAAAGAGAUCAUAAUUGAUGAUAUAAGGAUAAGAGCAAUUGGUAAAACAGGCGUUAGGAAAGAGAAAACGGUUGACGAGCAAUUAAGGGAGAUCUCUCAUUUCAGAAAAGCUGAUGCAUCAAAGGAUGCCAGUUUUACUCAGAAAGUAUAUUUUGACGAUAGAUGGAUUAACACUGCAGUAUUCAAAAUUGAUGAUGUUUCUACCGGAACAAUUAUCGAUGGUCCAGCUAUACUUGCUGACGGCACCCAAACAAACAUUAUUCUUCCGAACUGUCAAGCAACUAUUUUGAACUCUCAUAUAUAUAUCAAGAUCGAUAAAAAAUCUGAAAAAAUUAUUUCUGAAAGAAAUGAUCUCCAUAUUGAUCCAAUCAUCUUGUCCAUUUUCAGUCACAGGUUUAUGGAUAUUGCCCUUCAAAUGGGUACGCAAUUAAGGAAAACGUCUGUUUCAACCAACGUUAAAGAGAGAUUAGAUUUCUCAUGCGCUUUGUUUGACUCUGAAGGAAAUUUAGUGGCCAAUGCUCCUCAUGUACCUGUUCAUUUGGGCUCAAUGUCAACUUGCAUAUCUGCACAGGCAAAAUUGUGGGAAGGUAAAUUAAAACCUGGUGAUGUUUUGAUAACAAAUCAUCCGGAUAUUGGUGGUACUCAUUUACCAGAUAUAACAGUUAUAACUCCUUCUUUCUCCUCGACAGGUGAAUUGAUAUUUUAUGUUGCUUCGAGAGCCCAUCAUGCAGAUAUUGGAGGUACUCUACCCGGUUCAGUUCCACCGAAUUCUAAGGAAUUGUACGAAGAAGGAACUGCAAUUUAUUCUGAAUUCGUAGUGAAAGAGGGAGUUUUCCAGGAAGAACUAAUUUAUAAACUGUUUGUUGAGGAUCCAAGUAAAUACCCAGGCUGCUCUGGUUCAAGAAGAUUUAGUGACAACAUAAGUGAUUUAAAAGCUCAAGUUGCCGCGAACACGAAAGGGAUACAAUUGAUUGGCUCCUUGACCAAAGAGUAUGAUCUCGCUACAAUCUUGAAAUACAUGGCUGCAAUCCAGAAAAAUGCAUCCGAAUCCAUCAAAAUAAUGUUGGCUAAAAUAGUUGAACAUUAUGGUACAACCAAAUUUUCUGGUGAAGAUCUUUUGGAUGAUGGAAGCUUAAUAAAACUUCAAGUAGAUUUGAAUCCUGAAAAGGAGAAAUAUGUAUUUGAUUUCAAUGGUACAUCUCCGCAAGUUUAUGGCAACUUGAAUGCACCAGAAGCUAUUACGAAUUCCGCGAUUCUUUAUUGUCUGCGUUGUCUAGUAGGCGAAGAUAUUCCUCUAAACCAAGGCUGCUUAAAACCUUUAACAAUCAAAAUUCCUCCCGGUUCUCUUCUGAGCCCUCGGUCUGGUGCUGCAGUUGUUGGGGGCAAUGUAUUAACUUCUCAAAGAGUGACUGAUGUAAUCUUAAAGACAUUUAAUAUCAUGGCCGAUUCUCAAGGUGACUGUAACAAUUUUACGUUUGGAACUGGAGGUAGUAUUGAUACAAAGACUGGUAAACAAAUCAAAGGCUUUGGAUACUAUGAAACUAUAUGUGGCGGCUCUGGGGCUGGUGCAGAUUCAUGGAGAGGAUGUGGUUGGAAUGGUUCCGACGCUGUACACACGAACAUGACAAAUACGAGAAUGACAGACAGUGAAGUAUUUGAAAGAAGGUACCCUGUCUUGUUGAAAGAAUUCUCAAUCAGAAGAGCUUCUGGAGGUAAAGGUAAAUAUUCUGGUGGAAAUGGUGUUAUCAGGGACGUUCAAUUUCGUAAAGCUGUAACAGCAUCUAUAUUAUCAGAACGUCGUGUGAUUUCCCCUCAUGGUAUAAAGGGAGGACAAGAUGGUCAUCGGGGCGAGAAUUUAUGGGUAAGACACAGCACCGGUGCUUUGAUCAAUGUCGGUGGUAAAAACACUAUCUAUGCACAGCCUGGUGAUCGAUUCAUCAUCAGAACCCCUGGUGGCGGGGGAUUUGGAGAAUACAAAAAGUAA
This is a messenger RNA of Saccharomyces mikatae IFO 1815, 3858 nucleotides long. RefSeq names its product 5-oxoprolinase (gene OXP1). Lineage: Eukaryota; Fungi; Ascomycota; Saccharomycetes; Saccharomycetales; Saccharomycetaceae. The record is from RefSeq and is a predicted model, not a curated record. Gene Ontology annotation, biological process: glutathione metabolic process. Bases 1 to 3858 code for a protein of 1285 amino acids. Gene Ontology annotation, molecular function: 5-oxoprolinase (ATP-hydrolyzing) activity. Gene Ontology annotation, cellular component: cytosol. The transcript has a single exon.